Messenger RNA from Opisthorchis viverrini, 1810 nucleotides. RefSeq lists its product as hypothetical. NCBI's taxonomy places the organism in Eukaryota, Metazoa, Platyhelminthes, Trematoda, Opisthorchiida, Opisthorchiidae. The coding region runs from base 883 to 1734 and encodes 283 amino acids. The transcript is spliced from 10 exons. The record is from RefSeq and is a predicted model, not a curated record.
GCCGAGACCUAUCUCUGCUAAAACUGUUGAACAGUCAAUUCCGAACUUUGAAAUCUUCCAAGGAACACGUAUUCAGCGAUUAUGGGGCACAACAGAACCAACAGUCAUCACCGAUACUUUGCUGCGUGCGGCAGUGUAUUCACAAGGUCCGAAAGAAGAGGCCGGAAGAAUUGCACGCGUAGAGGGAAUUGAGUUCAGCUCCGUGGGAGAACUUGGGUUAAAUUUUCAGAAUAUAUUCAAGAUAAGCAACCUGGAUGCCUUCACUAACCUGACUAGACUGCAACUGGACAAUAAUAUCAUCGAGAAAAUUGAAAACUUGGAUGGCCUCACCAACCUGACUUGGUUAGAUCUGUCUUUCAACCGCAUUGAGAAAAUUGAGAAUCUGGAGAAUCUUCACAACUUGGAAGAUAUUAGCCUGUUUAACAAUCAAAUUAAAGUAAUUGAAGGGCUGGAUAAUCUGAAGAAACUGAAGUAUUUGUCGUUGGGACGAAACUUAUUGGACGAUUUGGAAAACGUAUGUCUAUUCAUAUUGGACAUCCAGCCCUUGUUAGACGGUCUACUUACGGAAGUUUCGAGGACUGCGAUCACUCACUUUGGAGGAAAAUCCAUUGACAAGUGAUGCAAAUUACCGUCCGUACAUUUGCGCUUUCCUUGCUCAGCUCGAAUAUUUAGACUAUCAAAGAAUUGGAGAAGAGGCACGUCACGCUGCCUACAUGCAGUAUCAGAUCACUGUGGAUCAAAUGAACGAAAAGAUGAGGGAGGAAGAAGAAUACGAAGAAAUAUGCGCCUACCGUGCAGAACAAGCCCAGUACCAUGCCAACGCAUUUGUGGAUGAAGUCGAAGGAGAUAAUCUGUAUGAUCUAAUUAUGAAAAGUGACCCGGAUGGAACGAAAUUCUUGUCACUUCCGCUGGUGGGAGAAGUGGUGGAACAAUAUCCUUUUAUGGUCAACCUGUUGCCACCAAGGUCCAUUAGAUUUACGGUUUUACCGAAAUAAAUUUCGCGACAAGUUGGCUGACAGCUCUCGUAUGCUCUUUCACUUCGGCCUGGAGGAGUAUGCAAAGCGCCAACAGGAGGAAGAUUGCUUAAGAGGAGCGAUUCGGGAGGUCAAGGUGGCUGAUCGAAAAGCCGGAAUGAAGUUGAUUCGAGAAUUUAUGGAUUAUAAACAGAAUGCACUCCAGAGGCUAGAAGCUGUACCGGAAACACAAACCACCAUUAUAGAAGACAUCUUUGCGGCCUACCGUGAGAAGAUUCAUGAAUUGUGGGAUCAACUAAUGGCGAAUGAAAUGGUAAUUUCCGAGCAAAUCGAAGAGGUUUGCACUGAUUUUGGCCGAAAUAUUCACGAAAUGGUCGCUUUCUUUUUGGAGAAUACUCAAAAUUACCUGUCAAAGUGUAGGGAGGCAGCGAACAACUUUCAUGACCGCUUGGUGGAAGCGACACUUCCUUACGCGGAGCGUUUGGGAAAGGCUGACCCCCAAGAGGCGGAGCAACUUUUGUUUCCCGAUCGUGAAACAAUGGCGAACUGCUUAGCACAAUCAAAAGAAAACCAAGCCAUCAGAAUCGAGAUGUGUGAAGAAAGAAUCCAGAAACGGGCUCGUGCCUGGUGCGAACAACUGAUUGCAAACCUGAAUCAGGAGGAGGUUAUUCAAAGACACUUGAACCGGGUGACAGAGAUAAAUUUGUUUGUCGAUAGUCAGAGAACUGAACUGGAUUCAUUUGAUCUUGGUGCAAUUUAACAAAUGAACAAGUAUAAAAUAUUUACUAUGUAAUGCACCUACAGAAAUACCUUGAAGCUUUCAAAGUGUAUCACAC